AUGACCCAACACCUCAGAUGGGAGCAGCAACUGUCGCCCUUCGCCGUGGGGGUGCUGGCUGUCUCCUUCGGCAGCAGCUCUUCUUUGUCUCUUUCCCUCGCCCGCCGUUGGCCCCGCAGUCUCCCCCCAGACACGCCUUUGGUGUUCAGCAGCAGCAGCAGCAGCAGCAGCAGCAGCAGCAGCAGCAGCAGGGUGUCUGCAGCAGCAGCUUUUCAGGGCAUUUGCGCAGCAGAAGCAACUCCAACUCUCCUCCAGUCCCCAACAAACAUAGUGGGAGGUCUUAGGGGCCCCCUACAGAAGAGGGGCCCCCAGGGGGGCCCCCCGGGGGGCCCCCCGGGGGGCCCCCAGGGGGGCCCCCAGGAUGAGGGGCCCCCCGCGUGGGGCCCCCUGGGGGGCCCCCAGGGGGGCCCCCAGGGGGCCCCCUGGUUCGAAGGGGGGCCCUUUGGUUUGUUGAAGUGGCUGUCUUUGGGGGCCCCCGUUUUGAAAGAAGAAGAAAGACAAUUGUCUUUGCUGCUGCUGCCAGAUGAUGCUGCUGCUGCAUGCAAGUGGGUCUUUGCUUUUGCUGCUCCUCGUGCUGCUGUUGUUGCUGUCAAGCCCCAGGUUUCCCUUCGGAGAGGACUCACCACCAAGGUGCAGUGGGUGUUCUCGAGGGGCUGGGGCGAAGAGAGUUUUAGGGUUUUAUACUCUUUGGAGUGGCGGCCUGGUUUGCUGCACUUGACAUUAAAAGGAAAGACCAAUGGUCUAUCCGUGGCCUUCCCGCUGCGGCUGUUUGCUGCUGCUGCGGAGCUGCAGCAGCAGCUGCAGCAGCUGCAGCGCCUGCAGCAGCAGCAGCACCUGCUGCAGCAGCAAACCGCAGCAGCAGCAAUCCAGGGCUUCUUCCUCAGCAACCCCGCCUUUUUCUCUGCUGCUCUUUUUGCUGCUCUUUGUGUCCCUCCUUCUCUCUUCCUCUGCAUGCAAAACCCAGAACAAGUUAUUGCCGGUCCCUUGCGCGGUGUGUCUGCUGCUUGGUGCAUGCUGCUGAGCUUUGUGUCGCGGGCAGCAGCAGCAGCAGCAGCAGCAGCAGCAGCAGCAGCAAAGGGGCGUUUUUCUCUGGAAUAUCUGGACUCGUUUGCGCGUCUGCUGCGCCGCGAGCCUGCUGCUGCAGCGCAGCAGCAGCAGCAGCAGCAGCAGCAGGAGGCCCCCGAAGCGCUUGCUGCAGCGCGGCGUGCUGCUGCUCUCGAAAGGGCCCUCGCGGAGCAGCGGCUGCUGCUGCGAGAAGCAGAAAAUGUCUUAGCAGCAGAAAAGCAAAAGGGGGGCCUCAUAAUUCUGGAGGCUUACUUCGGCACUCUUGCAGCAAUUCGCCGCUCCCAAGCAGCAGCAGCAGCAGCAGCAGCAGCAGCAGACGCAGCAGCAGCAGCAGCAGCAGACGCAGCAGCAGCAGGCAGCGAGGGGCCCUCCAGCCCCCCCGGACCAGUCAGCAAGCAGCAGCAGCAGCAGCAGCAGCAGCAGCAGCAGCAGCAGCAGCAGCAGCAGCAGCAGCAGCAGCAGGGUGUUUAG
Molecule: messenger RNA, 1536 nt
Organism: Eimeria necatrix
Lineage: Eukaryota; Apicomplexa; Conoidasida; Eucoccidiorida; Eimeriidae
Exons: 4
Coding region: 1-1536 (511 amino acids)
Biological process (GO): regulation of transcription by RNA polymerase II
Cellular component (GO): SAGA complex
Molecular function (GO): transcription coregulator activity
Source: RefSeq, a predicted model, not a curated record